AGUUUUAUGUUCUCAUUCACAUAUAAAUAUACAUGAUGUGAUGUAUAGUUUGACUUACAGUGUUCAUAUGUAUAUGUUUUAUACAACGUUUAUUUUGUAUGCACUUGAAGAACAGUGUACAUGUUGAGAUCUUAUUUUGUUAUUCAUGACGUGACUUCCUGUUGUGACGCGUUAUGUUUUGCGACCUAUUUUACGUUAAGAUGUAAGAGCGGGAGAUUGGUUGUUGUGUUCCAUGGCUGCUGACGAAAUGCUGUUCCAGUUAGCUGUGAAGAAGGAAUGAAUAAAAGGUGACGUGAUAACACUAAAGUGUGAUUCUUGGUAACAUGGCUGACGAAGCAGCCAACCCACCAGUUGAAGCAGUCAACCCAACACGUUAUGGGCCCAGGCGCGACACGGGAGGAAGAUGGCGAAGGUUGGUGUUCGACGGUGAUGAAAACAACUAUGAACUUUGGGAAGUAAAAUUUCUCGGGCAGAUGAGAAUAACAGGAUUAAAAAACGCUAUAUUAUCUGUCGAUGAACCAGACCCAGAAAAGAACGCAGAAUGCUAUGCAGAGCUUAUUCAGUUGCUCGACGACAAAAGUCUCUCGCUGGUAAUGAGAGAGGCCGCAGAUGACGGCAGAAAAGCUCUGCAAAUACUACGGGACCAUUACGCCAGCAAGGGUAAGCCCCGAAUUAUUGCCCUGUACACAGAACUAACUUCUUUGAAAAAUAAGUCUGAAGAAACAGUGACUGACUACAUUAUUCGAGCUGAAAAAGCAGUGACUUCUCUGAGAAAUGCGAAGGAAACAAUAAGUGACGGACUGAUAAUAGCCAUGAUUCUGAAAGGCCUUCCAGAAACAUACAAGCCUUUUGCAAUACAUACAACUCAAACCAGUGAAGAACUAUCAUUUACACAGUUCAAAAGCAACCUACGGAGUUAUGAAGAGACAGAAAAAUUCGACAACAAACCAAAGUCGGACAACGUUAUGAAAGUGGAUGUAUCUUCUGUAACAUGCUACGUAUGUGGACAACGUGGGCAUGUUGUGAGAGAUUGUCGCCAACAAGGAGCACCAAAAUGGUGUAGCUUCCACAGAAGCUCAACCCACAGCAACAAGACAUGCAGAAGAAAGACCAACUUCAAAGAUGACGCAAAACAAACUGCUGAAAGACAAGAAAAGCAUGAGGAGGAACAAACCUUUGUAUUCAAAGUAAGUCACAACUUUCUACCAAAUGACAUUAAAGAAAAAGGACUGAUGGUUGAUUGUGGAGCCACAUCACACAUCAUAACAGAGAAAGACAAAUUCACAACAUUUGAUGAGUCGUUUAACCCAAUGAAGCACUACAUGGAGCUAGCUGAUGGAUCCAGGGCAAACAACGUAGCAUUGAAACGUGGUGACGCGGAGGUGUAUCUACAGGAUUCAAAUGGAAGACUCGUCCCUGUCACUCUGAAGGAGGCCUUGUUCAUACCAACGUAUCCUCAGGAUAUAUUCUCUGUAAAAGCAGCCACAAGCAAUGGUGCCAAAGUGGUCUUCAAAAGGGGACAGAAUUAACUCACAACCAAAGAUGGAAUCGUCUUCUGCAUUGAAGAAUACGAGAGACUGUAUUAUCUGAAAACGGGCAGUAUGUGGAGUUCCACAAACUUAUAGUGAAGCCCUGAAGUCACCAGAGGCGCUUCGAUGGAAGCAUGCCAUGACAGAAGAGAUCAACUCACUGAAAGAAAACAACACAUUUGAACUGACAUCAUUACCUAAAGGUAGAAAUACAGUUGGAGGAAAAUGGGUAUAUGCCCUCAAAGAACAUGCAGAGAAUGAAAAAAUCUAUAAAGCUAGAUAUGUAGCGAAAGGAUACAGUCAGACAGAAGGAAUAGACUAUCAUGAAACUUUUGCGCCAACAGCAAACAUUACAUCAGUUCGAGCGCUGAUGCAGAUAGCAGUCCAAAAUGACCUCAUCAUACAUCAGAUGGAUGUUAAGACGGCAUAUUUGCAUGCCCCAAUACAGGAAGAAAUCUUCUUGGAACAACCAGAAGGUUUCAGAGUAACAUCGGAUACUGAAGAAAAAUUAGUAUACAAACUAAAGAAAUCUCUUUAUGGCCUGAAACAAUCUGGGAGAAAUUGGUACAAACUACUAAAUGAUUAUCUAGAGCAAAAUAGCUUUGUAAGAAAUCCAAAUGAUCACUGUGUUUACAAACAACAGACAGAAAAAGGUACCAUUCUUGUCAUCAUAUGGGUGGAUGACUUGAUCAUUGCAGCCAGUGAUAAUGAUCUGUUGAACAGAUUCAAAGAUACUAUGAAAUAAAAAUUCAACAUGAAAGACUUGGGGGAAAUAUCAUAUUUCCUUGGCAUACAGUUUGAGCAAAAGAAAGGAGAAAUCAAAAUGAACCAGAAAAAUUAAAUCGAAAAGAUGCUAGAAAGAUUUGGAAUGUCAGAAUGUAAACCAAGGUAUACACCAAGUGAACAAAAACAACUGGAAGAUGUCAAAAAUGAGAUUGUUAAUCCCAAAGAAUAUCGUGAGAUUGUGGGCAGUUUGAUUUAUGCCAUGACUUGCACCAGACCAGAUAUUAGUUGGAUAGUUAGUAAACUAUCUCAAACACUGGCAAAUCCAAAAGCAGAAAAUCUGGUGGCUGCUAAGCAUGUGUUAAGGUAUCUCAAAGGCACAAAUGACUAUGAACUAUGUUUUAAGAAAAGCGAGGAAGAUCUGAACCUGAUUGCAUUCAGUGACUCAGAUUGGGCUUCGUCUGUGGAAGACAGAUGUAGCACUACAGGCUAUUGUUUUAGCCUAACAAAACAAGGACCAGCAAUUUCAUGGAAAUCAAGGAAACAGCCCACAGUGGCUCUGUCAACUUGUGAAGCUGAAUACAUUGGACUUACAGCCACUACACAGGAAAGCAUGUACCUAACACAACUGUUAAAUGGCAUGGACAAUAAAGUGUACACCUGUACUAAAAUUCGUGGUGAUAAUCAGGGAGCCAUUGCACUGAGCAAGAAUCCCGUAAACAGAAAGAGGUCUAAACACAUUGAUGUAAAAUAUCAUUUUAUUCGAGAAGCACUAAGCGAGAAGAAAAUAGAUAUUAUUUACUGUCCAUCGGAAAACAUGACUGCAGACAUUCUAACAAAACCUGUUACAAAAGCAACAAUAAUUAAUUUCAAGAAAUGGUUCUUUGGAAACUAAAGCCAUGAGAGACCAUGGUAUUUGGGUUAAGAUGAUGAGAACAAUAGGGGGUGUUGAGUUUUAUGUUCUCAUUCACAUAUAAAUAUACAUGAUGUGAUGUAUAGUUUGACUUACAGUGUUCAUAUGUAUAUGUUUUAUACAACGUUUAUUUUGUAUGCACUUGAAGAACAGUGUACAUGUUGAGAUCUUAUUUUGUUAUUCAUGACGUGGCUUCCUGUUGUGACGCGUUAUGUUUUGCGACCUAUUUUACGUUAAGAUGUAAGAGCGGGAGAUUGGUUGUUGUGUUCCAUGGCUGCUGACGAAAUGCUGUUCCAGUUAGCUGUGAAGAAGGAAUGAAUAAAAGGUGACGUGAUAACACUAAAGUGUGAUUCUUGGUAACAUGGCUGACGAAGCAGCCGACCCACCAGUUGAAGCAGUCAAC
This is a messenger RNA of Labrus mixtus (cuckoo wrasse), 3568 nucleotides long. RefSeq lists its product as uncharacterized. The transcript is spliced from 2 exons. Gene Ontology annotation, molecular function: zinc ion binding; nucleic acid binding. Lineage: Eukaryota; Metazoa; Chordata; Actinopteri; Labriformes; Labridae. The record is from RefSeq and is a predicted model, not a curated record. Bases 324 to 1529 code for a protein of 401 amino acids.